AAAAAAAAAAAAAUCUGCAUUUUAUUGCACGAGUUCUUCCUAAAGGUCUCCGCAAUGCAUAAACCGUGUCACCCUCCGUGAGGAUACAUCAUCUGAAUGCGCGGGGGCAACCUGUGGUGAAACUUCCAAGCAAACUCGUAUCGUUUCGGGUGCAUUUGGGGACACGCGGUGCCCAAUGAAUGAGCGGCUGCUCUGACGAUGUUCACCGAGCGCUGCCGGUCGACACGCCCCCAGCAUGGAUACAACCAGCAGGAACCAGGCGCUCAGGAGACACGCUCACUAUGCUGGAGAGUGUUUGAAGCCGCGAUGGGAGUUAACACAUCCAAGUUUCUAGAGUUCCUAUUACCAGCGCCGUUGCACUAAAACAAAGACUCUGGGUUUCUCGUGUUUUUCUCCUCUCUCGCUUUCUCUCUCUCUCUCUCUCUCUCUGAGGGGGCUUGUCUGCAUUUUUUUUUUUUGGUCCGAGGCGUUUCUCUCUCACAGGAUGUUGAUGAUAUUGGAAAGCCGGGUAACAUCCUAAAGUCACUUCUCUCUGAUGAGAACGACCUCCUUCUUCUCCUCACCACUACACAAAGGGAACCACGGAACAAGUACUUUUUGUUUUUCACACGCCAUCAUUUUUUUUCUUUUCUUUUCUUUUUCUUUUUCUUUUUGAAUGUCAUUAAGAAGCAGAGGGGGCUGUUUCAAAGACAAAAUGGAUCACUUUGCAGCAGAGUGCCUUGUUUCUAUGUCCAGUCGUGCAAUUGUUCACGCUCCUAAAGGGAAUAGGGAGAUUAAACCAGAGAUCCCGUCCUCCUCCAAGAACGGGGAGGAAAUGAAAGAGCCCCUGGUGAAAGACAACUCCUCGCUUUUCGUCGUGGCGCGGAUUCUGGCGGAUUUUAACCAGCAGACUCCCAACAAUGUUGCCGAGCAGGCAAAAAUAAAGGAUGAGAGCACGCCGAACCUCAGCAGAGAGGAUGGAAACUCUGCCACACCUACCACCAUCUCCGAUCCUUCGCUCAAACAAAGAGGCAAAAGAUCGAGAGGUCGGACUGAGCAAGAGUCGCCUCAGAAAAAGCACAAAUGCCACUAUUCAGGUUGUGAAAAAGUUUAUGGCAAAUCAUCCCACCUCAAAGCUCAUCUAAGGACACACACAGGAGAACGGCCUUUCCCAUGUACCUGGCCAGACUGCAGUAAGAAGUUCGCCCGCUCCGACGAGCUGGCCCGCCAUUACCGCACCCACACGGGGGAGAAGAAGUUCGGGUGCCCGCUUUGCGACAAGCGCUUCAUGCGUAGCGACCACCUGAUGAAGCACGCCCGGCGCCACUCAGAUUUCCAGCCCGGUAUGCUGAAGAGGCCUCACGGCGGCAGCGGCGGCGGCAGCGCCACACGUCCCAGCUCCCUCAGCGACUACAGCCGCUCGGAUGCCUCCAGCCCCACCCUCAGCCCCACCCUCAGCCCAGCCAACUCGCCUUAAACUGAAACCCAGUCGCACUUUUCCGCCUCCGACCUGCGAGGCCUGUGUUUUUUCGUCAUAACACUUGUGUUGCACAGUUGUCAGCAACCCCCCUUUGCUAUUCCUGCGCUUGCUGUGGUGUACCAUACUGUACAUAACUGCUUAUUGUAGUGCAAUUACUUGUGUGAUCCUAAAAGAAGGUAAUGCCUUUCCCAGAUGGCAAUAUUUACAUUCUGUACCAUAUGUCUGUAUUUUUUUAGCUUCUGAUGAUGGCUAGUUGUCCAAUGUACAUUCGCAGUCAGCUACACAAGGUUUGGAUGAAAAAAAAAAAACCAGACACCCUGACAAGUCUUAUCAAAAAAAUUCUUUUGUUAGCUUUUUUUUCUGUUUUUUUUUUUUGAACAGGUGAGGAGAAGGGGUACACACACACACACCUCAGGAUUGAAGACAGUUGCUAUUUCUGUAAUACCACAGUACUUAACAGUACUCACAUUGACUGCACAAUAUACUCAUCACUUUACUCGGAAAUUCAACGGGGGUUGAAUUUUACGCCCUUCUCAGGGAUGGCCUUGUUAGCUUGAAAGAAUGAACACGCUGAAGAGAAACAUACAGUACAUAUAUAGCAGCCUUACACUCAACACAAUUUGCACUCUUUGUUUUUUUUUUUUCUUUGGUUGUUUUCUGUUAGUUUUCACGUUCAAGGAAACUAGCCCUACGGUCAUACGGUCAAUCGUACAAACAACUCAUGUUCAGUUCUCCCAUGUGUUCAGGGGAUCCAUGUGUAAUGUAAAUGCUGUGUGUUGAGAGAUCGAUUCCCAAACCCCCACCUCGGAAAAGAAAAAAUACAUCUGUUCCUCCAUUGUGAUGUUAAUAUUGAGUUGCCAUUACACUGGGUUAAAUAUAUAUUCCAUUAAACAGCAGCGUGCAGUUUAUACUGCGUAAAUCUGCACUGUGGGAGGAUCAGGAUUAUAUUGGGUGAACCGUUUUUAUAAAUAUACUCAGUUGAAGAAACUUUAGAACCUUUAAAUAGAGACAGUUAAGUUUCAAAGCAGCUGUUCAUACUUUUUCUUUAAAUAAAAGUGCUGUAUCACCAGCCAGUAUUUCACACAAAAUGGACACAAAGGGACUUUAGUUGAAACAAUGUUUAUCCCUCGCAAGCACAUAGGAAAAAGUACCAAAGACAAGAGUGAAAGAAAGCUUUCUACUCGGUCUUGUAAGCCGCCCUUCAUUCAGGCCUGGGGCUUGUGGUUGGCAGUAUCACAGGUAGAGCCAGACAGCCUGCUCACUUCCCUCCUCCUGGCUCUGCCUUUUGUGGCCUCCCUGGAGGAAACAGCUGCAUCCCACAAGAAGCUAUUCACAGCCCGCAGGAGGAGCGUUAACAUGCCAUUCCCAGGGAGUCCUCCCUCACCCAUCUGGCUCUACCUGUCCCGUCAGAGAGCGGUGAGGCCUCUCCGAAGCCUGCCAAAUUGCAUAAGGUUGCCUAACUUGGCGAGAGGGGUGGGGUCAAAUGUAGGCCAGAGUGUUGGGCAGAGCCAGGCUGGUAGGACACAGAGUGAACAAAGCAGCUAUCUGCAAUAGGCAGGCAAGAGAGGGCAGGUCCUGAUAAAAUAGGAGAGGUUUAUCAUGAGCUGAGCAGCACAGAGGAGGAGACACCCAGUCGCAGACACCCCCGUCUCUUCCUCCUCCUCCUCAUCCUCCUCUCCUUCCCCAGCUCCCCCUCCUCCCUCCCAACUGUAGGAACCAUGAGCGGGGGGAAGAAAAAGUCUGUAAUUAGCGGGUUGAUCCAACCUGUAGGAUAAACGUAGAAAGAGAAGUGUACAAACAACAGCACUACCUAGACGAUGUUGGCAGUGUGGGUGGGAUGUGUACCCAACUCCAUCCUAAGCACAGGGAAGAAAAUCUACUCUACUCCUGCCGGAGAGUCAGAUUUCACAACGCCAAGGAAAACGUUGCUCCUAAUUCACACCGAUAAACCAGAGCUCUCAAACAGCUGCUUUCAAACUUCUCUCUUGCAACCAGGGGGUGGGGGUGGGAGGGCUUUUAAACUGUUGUAAAAACAUCUGAACCAAAAUGAACAUAUCAGCAAAAGUGCAGUGCUCACCAGCCUCACGUUGUCCUGCCUGUGAAGCUCAGAUGUCCCCCCCGUGAGAAAGCUGACUUGUGUUUUCUAGACAGACAUGCCUCAAUAAGUCAGGCAAAAGGCACAGUAAACCUUCCAUGGAAACGGGCACCACUAUCAAAACUGCUGCAGCCCCGCCAGUCUGUGUUAUGCCUACGUUUUCUUUUAAUGCUUCAGCACUAUGGUUGGAAAUAGUUUCAUCCAUGUCAAGUGUGGUCCUGUCAGACCCCUUCAGACUGCUGUCAUCGUGAAUUGCAUGUUGCUAGCGUUCGUCUUUCAGACCAAGUCGUCCGCCUCUUGCCCCGCAGUCCCCGUGCUUCACACUAUGUGCAUGUUAACAACUUCGCCCUGAAAGCGCAGAGGGGGUUUCUGAGGCGGUCUGGCAGGUGUAAGUUCAUGAAUGGCAGGCCUUGUCCCUCGUUCUCCACAGCAGCCAUCUCUCUUUAAAGUUGUGAAGAAUCAGCUCUGUCACAUCCUCCAGAAAGAAAACAUCCCUUAUUUAGAUCGAAUGCAGUAGUUUCCUCAAAACACCACAUGUUAGGGGAAAAAAAAAACAAAACAAAACCCAACCCUCUGUAAGAUGAUAAGUAAGUUUCCAGGCUGCAAGAUGACACUUUGAAUGCCACUGAUCAGCAGCUCUCAGUGAGAGAAGCACUGAGAGGGUUUUACUUUUACCAUUUAUGAAAAAAAAACUUUGAUUUUCACAAACAGUUUCUUCAAAUUGCUGUUGAGCAGCUUUUUGUGGUAUCUAUCCAUAGCUUUUUAUUAUUAUUAUUAUAGUCAAUUUUUGACUUGGUUUGUAGUGUAACUUUCUCUUGCAAAAAAAAAAAAAAAAGAUUCUCAGUAGCUCACCCUCAAGCAGGUUUCAUGAAUCACUUCUUAAUCCAUAAUCUGCACAUUUACCUCAGGGUCGACAUCCGCAAAAGCAGAUAUGGGACAGUUUGUGGAUUUUGUUGUAACAUCAGUUUUGCUGCACAGAAAUGUCUGCCAGCCUCACACAGUGUUGUUCCUGGGUGCUUAGUGCUCACUGCUGGUCAGUGUCCGACCACACUGGAAACACAGGAACGCCUCUGUGCGGGCCCAGCUCCUGCCUAUUAUGUCCUCAUAACAUUCAACAGUCCUGCUCUGACGCCUUAGUAAGCACUGGGCGCUCGCUCUGGACGCUGUUUUCAGUGAAACAAAAUGCCCCUUUAAAGACCUUUGACCGUUAGUGUCGGUGGACUUGCUGUACAGUAGGUGACAGGAAGCUCCUACCAUCUGAAAACAAACUGACUGUGACAGUGUAAACAUCCCAGUCUAUCCAUCCAUCCAGACUGCAAUGACAUAUAGGCCUCCACAGGCAGAGUGUCUCAUAACCUUUAUUCUCACUGUACCAAAUCUACUUGAAUAAUUCAACACAAAAGGCCAUUGAACACAGUUUUGUACAUGUCCAUUUUUACUGUACUUGCUUUUGUUGUCAAAUAAUUAUUAACCUCUCUGGAGAAAGGUGUAUAGUCUGUUCUUUUGUUUUAUGUUUUGUUUUUUUGUUUUUUUCCUAGAUUUUCCAUUGUCUUCAGGUCAUUUCAGCAGUUCUUUUGAAUUUAUCAAAGCAUUAAGGUUGACUGUUUUCGUCUGGGCUGUUAAAAAGGCACCAUUUUUGCUUAGAUGACAUUAUUUUAACCCUGUCAACUGGGGCUCACCCCUUUAAUCAGAAACACUUAAUACUCUGUUGAUGUCAGGAUGCAGGUUACUGCGGUUAGCCUGUUAUCCAAAAAGUCCUCAGAAAAUGAAAGGAUUGUUUGGAGAGCGUUUGGGUUGAAACUUCCUGACCUCUAUGUACGUCGAUUUUCAGAUGGAGUGACUUAUUUUCUUUAUUAUUUCGAUUCUUUUUGAAAGUUUUUUCCAUAAGAAUAGAGACCACAGCAUUGUGAGUUAGCAAUGUAGUCAUAAUUUUUAUUAUUGCUUUUUUUGUCUCAUAUAAAAUGUUUAAGUUUGUAUAUUUUUCGAAAAUCAUACCUCUGGAGAUAUUUGACUUAUGUUGUACCUUCAUAUCUGAUUCAAAGCAUCCAUCAUGUAGCUUAUGUUUGCUUGAUGAGUAGCACAAAUAACUGGUGGUUUUAUUUGUCCCUACUUGAAUGAAGAAGGAAAGAAAGAAAGACUUUUUCUGUAAAAAAAAAAACAAAAAACAAAAAACAAAACAAAAACACUGGGCUACAUUUUAUAUAAUCAUCCCAUGUUGUCAGGGUCCUGCACAUCCUUUCAAAAAGUUAUCUUUACGGGAAAAAAAAAAUUUAACCAUAUUUUUUAUUAUUUUAUGAUACAAAAAAUAUUUAAACCAUCCCUUCCCUACUGAGCUCCACAUAUUUGUCUUGGUUUAAAUAUUUACUAUGUUAGGGAUGAUGUCAACUGUAAAUUGGUAUGAAACUCCUUUUCAGCAUUUUUUAAUCCAACUUUAUGAUUGUAAUCCCAGUACGAUUACGAGUUGACAUCUGUCAGAGAAAAUGGACUUUAAACGAUGACAAAAUGUAAAUUACAAGGUUUCUACAAGAUGCUAACGGCGUACCAGUUAAUAUUUUUUCUUCUAAUUGUAAAAAUACAUUAAAGAGAAUUGAUUGUUGCCUAGUAUGUAAAGAACUAACAUUAAUCUUAUUUAAAAAGUUGAUAUUAUUGACAUGGAUAUAUCACUGAUGAGACCAUCUCAGCUGAACUCUUCGUGACUGAUCUCAAUGUAAAAGCAUGAUUGAUGCAAUUGUGUGCCAAAACCAUAAUGGUAACUUCAUCAAGAUGAUACAAAUGUUGAGGAAAAAAGGAAAAAAAAAAAAAGACUGGCUAUUAUCAGACAUUUAACAAACUUGUACAGUUUUAUAAAGUGUGACAUGUUUUUAUGUUAUGUACAGGAUUUAAUGAAGCAACUCUGCAUAUUUGAUAUGCAAGUGUUCUAAGUUAAAUAUUUCUUUUCUGCUUAUUGUAAACAUUUUGAUUGUGUAGCUUUGUUUUCAUUUGGUUUUUGUUAUUUAAUUUUUUCUUCCUUUUUUUUUUUUUUUGCUGUACAAUACUCAAGCAAUGUAUAAUGGCUUAUUACAGGUAUUUUUUGACAGAAACAAUCUUAAUGAUUAUGGGCGCCCAACCAUUCCAAAGGAUUGAAAAUUGCAUUUGCUAUAAAUGUGCUGCUUACAUCGACCCGAUGCAUUUUUGUAGGUUAUGAAUAGAAGUCUGUCUUGACUGUGAGGUUUUACACGUUGUGAGUUGUGCACAAGGUACGUUUCUCAUUGUCAACAUUUCCCAGGUUUAAUCUCUCCUUUCUUCUCUGCAGGCUCUUUGUGUAUAGGCUAAGCCAAUUCGAAUGAACAUCGUACAUGCAAUAUUUUAAAGUUAAGGACAUACAGAACAUGUCUUCCCUCAUGACAAAGGCCAGAGGCUCUUUUUUAAAAGGUGGGGAUAAUGUUUAAGAGACAGCCAUGAAAGGAUAGAGUGGUAUUUGAGCAGUGAGAAGGAGCUUUGAGUUCUCGCAGCCCAUCAGAGGCUCCACAGUUACGAAUUGUUACCAAAGGCUUUGAAGGGAAAGAUGAAUGUUGCAGUAAUUUUGAACCCAACCCAGUCUGGCUCCCUGGGUUCAACUUUACGUGCUCUAAGUGUUGAUCAAUGGAUGUUGUGCUUGAUAUGGACCUUUUUCUACAUCUCAGAUAAACAACCUUUUUUUUUUUACUUUUUAAAAUAACUUGAAUGAACAAAACCCAUUAAAUCAUAUGAGCAAACAAAUUCUGAAUGAGUAAAAGACAAGAAACAAAAGAGACUGAGUGAGUAGGAACAUGCAGCACGGCAGAUUAGCAGACCAUAUCUGUCAGUACCCUUCACUGACCAUGUGGUCUUGCUCGACUGCCAGAACUGACACUGUGCGGAGUUUGCUCUUUACUGUAUAAAAGCGUGCUGACAGAAGUCUUUUACUCAAGCGUUUAUUGCCCCUUAAAGGAUUUGUCUGUUCCAAGUUAUGCAGCACACAGUGCUGUCAGUGACCUCCCUUUGAUUACAAAGGGCCUUUUGGUUCUGUUUCCUGUACCUGUUCGUCCUCAAUGUACCUCCUCAGUGUAAUGUUGCUCUCUUGAUACCUCUGUGUGUUUCUCCUCUGCCCAUCACCAUCAGUUGCCUGUUGUAGUGACUCCAUGGUGCUGCUCUCCCUCUCAGCACCGAUAAAAUCUAAUCUGUAAAUAACUCUCGACUCAGCUAUGGCCAGUACAUUCUUCUAUGACCUCACUCUAACCUUCAGGUGUCAUUUUUUUUUUUCUCUCAGCAAACCAAAAUCACUACAUUCAAAGUAUUACAGUUGUACAGUUCCUUGGAUUCUACACACUUUUAAUGUGCUGGUCUUAGCUGCUCUGCUGUACCUUUUUAUGGCAUUAUUUUUUACAUGUUAGACAAUAUAUUGUGACCAUGUCCUAUGCAAAUAUGAAAAAUAACAGAUUGUUGAAUAAUGUAUGUUGUCAUAACUUGUAUGCAUGAAAUAGUGAAGUUUACAUUUGGAAAUAAAUUCAUAAAAUAAGCAGCUAAAA
Messenger RNA from Lates calcarifer (barramundi perch), 8080 nucleotides. It is a transcript of the gene klf13, whose product is annotated as Kruppel-like factor 13. Gene Ontology annotation, molecular function: DNA-binding transcription factor activity, RNA polymerase II-specific; RNA polymerase II cis-regulatory region sequence-specific DNA binding. The transcript has 2 exons. Lineage: Eukaryota; Metazoa; Chordata; Actinopteri; Centropomidae. The record is from RefSeq and is a predicted model, not a curated record. Gene Ontology annotation, biological process: regulation of transcription by RNA polymerase II. Bases 656 to 1456 code for a protein of 266 amino acids.